Manis javanica (Malayan pangolin) is the source of this 5674-nucleotide messenger RNA. RefSeq names its product REST corepressor 1 (gene RCOR1). Gene Ontology annotation, cellular component: transcription regulator complex; histone deacetylase complex. NCBI's taxonomy places the organism in Eukaryota, Metazoa, Chordata, Mammalia, Pholidota, Manidae. Gene Ontology annotation, biological process: negative regulation of DNA-templated transcription; regulation of transcription by RNA polymerase II. The record is from RefSeq and is a predicted model, not a curated record. Gene Ontology annotation, molecular function: transcription corepressor activity.
GGAGUAGUUGGUGCCAGUGAAGUGCGGGCGGCGAUGCGAGCGAAAGUUGCGCUCGGCACGGCGCUGGGGGCCUGAAGCGGCUCCGCGCUCCGCCCGCCAGGCCGCCCCCAGCCCCAGCUCGCGCCGCAGGCUCCGCCGCGCCCGCCGCACUCCCCCCUGGCCCGGCGCCCCCUCCUCCGGAGCCGCGGGUCCCCGCCACUUUGGCGCGGCUCCGGCCCCCCGCCGAUGCCGGCCAUGGUGGAGAAGGGCCCCGAGGUCUCAGGGAAGCGCAGGGGGAGGAACAACGCGGCCAGCGCCGCCGCCUCAGCCACCGCCGCUUCUGCCGCCUCCGCCUCGGCCGCCUCGGCCGCCGCCGCCGCCUCGGCCGCCGCCGCCUCGGCCGCCGCCCCCAGUAAUGGGCAGAAUAAAAGUUUGGCGGCGGCCAACGGCGGCAGCACCUCCUGGGAGGAAGGCAGCUCGGGCGCGUCCAGCGACGAGGAGCACGGUGGCGGCGGCAUGCGGGUCGGACCCCAGUACCAGGCGGUGGUGCCCGACUUCGACCCCGCCAAACUAGCAAGACGCAGUCAAGAGCGGGACAGUCUUGGCAUGCUGGUCUGGUCACCUAGUCAGACUCUUUCAGAAGCAAAACUGGAUGAGUACAUUGCCAUCGCUAAGGAGAAGCAUGGUUACAACAUGGAACAGGCUCUCGGGAUGCUUUUUUGGCACAAGCACAACAUCGAAAAAUCACUGGCUGAUUUGCCCAACUUUACCCCCUUCCCAGAUGAGUGGACUGUGGAAGAUAAGGUUUUAUUUGAACAAGCUUUUAGUUUUCACGGGAAGACUUUUCAUAGAAUCCAACAAAUGCUUCCUGAUAAAUCUAUAGCAAGUCUGGUGAAAUUUUACUACUCUUGGAAGAAGACGAGGACCAAGACCAGUGUGAUGGAUCGCCAUGCUCGGAAGCAGAAGCGGGAGCGGGAGGAAAGUGAGGAUGAACUGGAAGAAACAAAUGGAAAUAACCCCAUUGACAUUGAGAUUGAUCAAAACAAGGAAAGCAAGAAGGAGGUGCCCCCUACCGAGACAGUUCCUCAGAUCAAAAAAGAGAAACAUAGUGCACAAGCUAAGAAUAGAGCCAAAAGGAAACCCCCAAAAGGAAUGUUUCUUUCUCAAGAAGAUGUGGAGGCUGUUUCUGCCAAUGCCACUGCUGCCACCACGGUGCUGAGACAACUAGACAUGGAGCUGGUCUCGAUCAAACGACAGAUCCAGAAUAUUAAACAGACGAACAGUGCUCUCAAAGAAAAGCUUGAUGGUGGAAUAGAGCCGUACCGACUUCCAGAGGUCAUUCAGAAAUGUAACGCACGCUGGACCACAGAAGAGCAGCUUCUCGCCGUACAAGCCAUCAGAAAAUAUGGCCGAGAUUUUCAGGCAAUCUCAGAUGUGAUUGGGAACAAGUCAGUGGUACAAGUGAAAAACUUUUUUGUAAAUUAUCGACGCCGCUUCAACAUAGAUGAAGUUUUACAAGAAUGGGAGGCAGAACAUGGGAAAGAAGAGACCAAUGGACCCAGUAACCAGAAACCUGUAAAGUCCCCAGAUAAUUCAAUCAAGAUGCCUGAAGAGGAAGACGAGGCUGCUUCUGUUCUCGAUGUCAGAUACGCAUCUGCGUCAUGAGAGACCCUGGCAGCUCUGAGCACUCGGUGUGGGCGACCGUGUCACCCGGGAUAUCAGGUAUCACAAGGCCUCCCCUAGCCAUCUGCAUCCCGUCUCUGUGGACAAGCAGCUGCUACCAAAAAAGGCAUAUACACUGCAGUCCUGUGCUCCAUCUGCCUUAAGUCUCCGCUCAUUCUCCACGUUGGCGCCGCCUCCCAGAGAGUCUGGCGCAGCGCUCACCCUGCCUAGUGCUGGGGGCUCUCGUGGCCUGCUCGCCCCCCUGACUCCGGGGCCCACCUCCCAGUUGGAGUUCCUGAGCCCCACCGAUGGCAGCUCUCCACGUCAGCAGCUUCAGAACAGGUAGCCGACUCAGAGGGCACGACUCUGUUCCUGCAUGGCCUGCCGUUUCUACUUUGUGCAUAAUGUAAUUUUCAGAGUGACUGUGACCCUGUUGGCCUUCUAGGAAGUUUCUCUUGUUCUUUUCUGAGGCACCCACCUAAGUGAUAUCAUGCUCCUUUGGAAAUCACGAUAUAUUGGCAGACUGCAUUAUAACCUUUAUCGUGCCAAACAUCCUGAUACAACUCACAUUUCCCUAAACAUAGGGCAUAAUUAUGGUUUAUAAAGUCACUUGGCUUAAACCUCCCUCCUCCUCUUCCAAGUGGUAGGAAGUUCAGACACAGCAGCUAUCCUGAGACACUGUAGCUUAAUGGGAACGUGGCCCUCAACACUUGCCUUCAGCUUUCGGUGUUGUGGCCCCAGGAUGGGUGCCACCUUAGCUUUUCCUGGCGGCCCGCAGCCCCCACUCCGGCCAUCACCAACCAACUCCAAGAGGUCUGGUCUGUGCCACUGUACUGGUGCUUGUACAUUUGGAAUUGGUGCCUUCUCCUUUUGGCAACCAUGUUAUCAAUCCUCUUUCUGUUCUAGUGUCUUAUUUCUUCUGCAAAGUUUAUUGCUUGCCAAAGAUGACAUCGCUCAGAUGAGGAGCUGGGAGAACUGGCUGCGGGUUUUGACAGGGCAGGUUCUGACUGUCGGGUCAGCUGAUGAAUGGUGUUAGGACAGCCGGCGAUGGUUCUGUAAGAGCUUCAUGUGGCCAGUUCCCGCCCUGUUGCUGUGUGGCCUUUUACAUGUCCUUCCACUCAUCCUGUGUGUCCCAUGUGUGCUGAGGCGAUCACACCGCACCCCCUCCCCCCAGUGCUACAGGGCUGGAUGGGGGUCGGUGCUGGUUCUGUGAGACCAGGCUGAAAGGGAACAGUCUGCAGGGCAUUAGGGGAAGCCGUGGUUGGACUGCAAACAAGUUAACGUUUCGAAUAAAUGUCCUGAGACUUCCAGAAUCGCUUUUAUUCACUUGCCCGACCACGGACCUGCUGAGGAGCUGAGGGCAGAUGGACUGUCAGACUGCACUCUGAUGGAACCUGUUCGCUGUGCCAUGGUCAGUCCAGCCUACACUAGACAUGUGGAGGGAGCUUUGGGGUUGUUUUUUGCAUCAUUUAAAUAUUUUUCCUGCUUUCGAUACCAAAAAGAAAAAAAUACCCAUGCUUUAAGGCAAAACAGAAUUCGUGAGAAUUUAAAAUAUGCAAUUAGAAUUUAAUGUGUUUGGCUCCCCGGGACCUUGCUUUUUUUUUUUUUUCUUUUUAAGUCAGCUCAUUUUCUCUUUAGGAAGAGGUUCAGCUAGAAACCUAGAUUCUUUGGAAUUGUGCUGCUUUUUUUAGUAUCUGGAGAAAGGACCUUCAAAUGGGGAGUGAACAGGGACUUCCCUGACUUUCACCGUUCCGUCCCCACCCUAGGUGUGUGUGGGUCAAGUAAGAGCAUGUGAAGAGCAUCAGAGGGUCAGAGGUCACAGCUCACUGUUCCUGCCUGGACAGGGAUAACAAAAUAACACUAGUAACCAUGUAGGGUUUGUUUUUGUUUUAAUCAUAAGCCUGCCAUGCGAAAAUGGCAGGAAAAACAUGAGGAGGAGGUGGCAUGAGUUUUGCACAUCACUUAAAGGGGACGCUAGACAGAAACUGAAGCUUUAGGGUCUCCUUGCUCUUUCUCAAGACCACCUUCCUCUUCACAGAGGCAGUAGGCAGUUUGCAGCAGGAGGUUCUCGCUGUGUCUGUCUGCAGGUCUGCCCCUCUCUUUGCGCCCAGGCUGGUUCCUCAAGAAGGGAUCCCUUCUGGCCGCUGGGAAGCGUGCUGCUCUUUGUGCAAAGCAUGGCAGGCACCUGGCAGCACCAGGCCUGUGAGUGCUGUGCUGUCCCCUCACUCAGCCAGUCCUGGAGAAGCGCCUUGCUGGCACACUUGGAUUCGGCUUUCUCUGCAGGCGAAGGGGUGCGUGGUUGUCAUUUCCCAGAAGGAAAGGAUAGGUGUCUGCCUGCAGGCCUUUGCUGUGGUUCCAUGUGUAAGAUAGCACUGUUUUAAACUGCUUCAUUACACUGUCUUUUCGAUGAUGUUGUAAAUGCAAGAAAUCAUGGAGCUUUAAAAGCUGAGUGGUUUGGUCUUAUUUAUGUGAAGACCCUUUUUAACAUAUCAAGACUGUGGUGUAUCAGCAGGUCUGCUUGGAUGUGAGGGUCCACAGUGACAACCGCUUCGGAUGCAAUGUUCACGUAAGCUUUGUCUUCUUAAAAAUUAUCAAUGUGAAUGUUAUGAUUAUAUAUAUAUUUUUUGGAAAAUUUCACCUGAGAUAAGUUAUUGUGCAAAAUAUAGUACCAUUGAAGCAAAUGAUAGUUUAACUUUUAGUUUAGAAAUCCUAAAAGAUAUAAAUUGUACUGCAGAUGCAUUAAAAGUCUCUUCUAUUUAAUUUUAUGUAGGUGUGUAAAGUGUUAGGUAAAAUUUUUGUCACUUAUCCAUUUAAACACCUUGUUACUUGAAUAUUGUGUUGACUGGUCUGAAACAGUGAUCGAUUCUGUAAUAUAGCUCUUCUAUCCAGGAAGUAACGUGCCUGAGUUGUGCCGAUUCGGUUCAUACUGGUACACAAUCAGGUGCUGGUGUCAGGAGCCAGAGAUUAGUGUAACACACCCACUGCAUUGGCUCGGUAUAUCUGUGCCACCAAGACACCACUUCCUCAAAAUGGUUUUUGAUAGUUUUUAACCUAUAAGACACUUUGAUAGCAUAGACCUCUAAUCAAAAAAUGAAGAUGAAAAAGUGGUUGACUUGUAAAAGCUUACUGUGGUGGACUAAUUAAGCAGUUGUUUUCUGUGUAUAUGAAGUUUCCUCAAAUACCACACACCACUAUUUAAGUGUGCUCAUUGUCACUUUAAAUUUCAGCUCUGCCCUAUUUUUGUCUUUCUAAAUAUCAGAUGUACUAUUGGUAUAAUCGCAUACCAAAAAUAAGCCGAACAGUGCAUUACACUAACUGGACCCCUGCUUGUGUGAGCAAAGGAGAGCCUCAUUUCUCUCGUCUGGCCUGUUUCUGAAUCUAGUGACCCAGAUUGAAGCUUUUACUAGCAAGUGAAACUUCGCCUCAAGUUGACUCGAGGUAUUUAGCUCAUCUGCAUCCUGGUGAUCUUGUGCAAUGCUCAGACACAGAUCCUCUUUUGGCCACUCCCCCGAUCGCUGCAGCUCUUCUUAAUUAGAGUGAAGCACAAUUGCAGCAGCGUUAUGUAUAGGCUAUGCAUGCUGUGUGAGACGGGUGUUUACAGCCACCUUCUCCCGAAACGGCUUCAUACGGAGCAGAUCGUAUCCCAUCAGGUAGACCCAUCCACUUUGCUAAGUGCUUUUUAGAUUGCUUCAAGUUUUUCAAGAUUUUAAAAGAUGUAUAAGGUUAAGUUUGCAAAUAUAAUGGAAAUGCUGUAUAUCUUUUGAAGUGAUAAAAUCCAUGUUGAAAUUUUAAAGAAAAUAAUGUUGUAAUAAUGCUGUUGUAAGUAAUAUUUUAAUGUCUCUUCUGCCUGUUUUCUACUUCAGCACAUUCAUUUGGUGAAUGUUCAUAGCAUUAUAAUUGCUCAGCCACUGACUGAGAACAUUUGUUAGCGGACAUUGGAAAUUUUAUUUGUGAAAUUCUGCAGAAUUCAUUUUUCUAUUUCCAAUAUUUGCUCAAGUUAAAUAAAAAUUGUCAAGCCAUUGAUGUAAUAAAA